AUGAAGUGUGAACAGCUCAUUUGUGCCAGCCUGGCCGUAACAGCCGCUGCAGCUCCGACGUUCGAGAAGAAGAAGCCGUCGUUCAGCUGGAAGAAGACCAAAUCCCUCAUCGCCUUUGGUGACUCGUACACCUAUGUCCAAGGCCUCCAGGGUCACCCAAACUACACCUACAUUGGUGACAACUUGGACAUUUCCUUCACCCCAUCCGAGUUGUUCUCCAACAGGAUCGUGCAAAACCAGACCUCGACGGCCUCCGGUGGGCCAGUGUGGACUGAGUUCAUUACAAACUGUGGCGUGAAAGAGGGCCUGGCAGACCCGAGGAAAUGCGACAGACAGCUCUGGGACUUUGCAUAUGCAGGCUCGAAUACAAACACUGUGCUCACGCCUCUGCACUGGAACCACACCGUGUCUCUCGAGAACCAGAUCCUGCAAUUUGAGAGAUACGGCGAUCCGGCGUUGCAAAAAGUGCUCAAGAGGAAAGAGGCGCUGGUCGCGUUCUGGAUCGGCAUCAACGAUAUCACCGACCUCGCGAAACUGAGGGGAAAGAACGCUACUUUUGCGCCGCUGUACGAACAGGUCAUCUCCGCACAGGCCGAAUUGUGGGAGCGUGUGUACAAUCUGGGGUACAAGAACCUGCUCUUGAUGAACCUACCGCCUCUUGACCGUGGCCCUUCGCCCUCUGUCAAUGCAUCUCUCGUCAAUACUUACAACACCAUCCUCGCCUCGCACGCAAUUGAAUUCCAAGACGCUCACAAGGACGCGACGAUCUUGCAGUUCGAUGUUAACACAGUGCUCAAUCAAGUUUUCAACGAUGCAGCGGCAUACGGAUUCACCAAUACGACCAACUUUUGCCCAGACUACAACCAACCGGACAUCAAAACCAACCCGGAGAAAUACGGGUGCGGGAAGGGUAUUGAUACGUAUUUGUGGUACAACUCAGGGCAUCUAACGACGAGGGUGCAUCGUGUGUUCUCCAAGAUUUUGGUCAGGUGGCUGGGUGAGCAGAAGCGGUGA
This is a messenger RNA of Ascochyta rabiei, 1014 nucleotides long. RefSeq lists its product as uncharacterized. NCBI's taxonomy places the organism in Eukaryota, Fungi, Ascomycota, Dothideomycetes, Pleosporales, Didymellaceae. The transcript has a single exon. The record is from RefSeq and is a predicted model, not a curated record. Gene Ontology annotation, molecular function: hydrolase activity, acting on ester bonds. Bases 1 to 1014 code for a protein of 337 amino acids.